Molecule: messenger RNA, 1133 nt
Organism: Juglans regia (Persian walnut)
Lineage: Eukaryota; Viridiplantae; Streptophyta; Magnoliopsida; Fagales; Juglandaceae
Product: glutathione S-transferase T3-like
Exons: 2
Coding region: 1-975 (324 amino acids)
Source: RefSeq, a predicted model, not a curated record
AUGGACACACGUUUUGAUGAUGACCCCUUCUUCACUACACUAUUGCAAAGUGGAGGAGGAGGUUGUAAUAGCGCCCCAACGCAACAUGGUAAUGUUGUUGUCCAAGCAAUCCCUAACGACGGUGAACAAAGGCAUCCAUCUAAAAAAGUUCAAAGAGGUGCAUCGUUCACUGUUGAAGAGGAUAACCUCCUCGUUUCAGUUUGGCUCAACAUUAGCAUUGAUGCGAUAAGGGGUACUGAUCAAAAGUCUAGUCAAUUGUGGGAAAGAAUUACCUCAUUUUACCAUGAAUAUAAAAAAUCCAACAUUGCCAACCGUUCUGAGGGUUUUUUGAUGAAUCGAUGGUCUACGAUUCAAAAAUGGACAAAUAAAUUUUGUGCAUUUCUAGCACAAGUAGAGUCAUUGCACCCGAGUGGUGCAACGGAGCAAGACAAGAUUGAGAAGGCAAAGAUGUUGUACAAAGAGAUGGUAGGCUCCAAUUUCACAAUGGAGCACUGUUGGUGUCUUCUAAGACACCAACCAAAAUGGCAACAGCACAUCUCCACCGUUGGUAAAAAGAGAAGGUUACCAGAAAAAGUGUUUGGUGAAGUUGCUGUGGACAUAGCCGACGAUGACGUGGAGAUUCUAACUGAGAGACCUCCAGGCAAAAAAGCUGAGAAAGAAAAGGAGAAGAAGCGGAAGUCGAUGGAAGGCAACAAUGGUGAGAUCAAGAUUGCUUUAGCUAAAAUGACCGAGGAUAGAGCGACAUCCAUGCAAGAGCGUAGAAAUUCUGUGUUGAAGGGAGAAAUAGAAAAAUCUUUGGUAUUUGACCUAAAGAAGAGGAAGUUUGAGGCAAAGAUGAUGCUGCUAGAUCUAAGUGGCAUGAAUGCCAUGCAGCAGCAGUAUUUCGGCAGUAUUCAACUCAAGAUUUUUGAGGAAUGGAGAUCCCAUUCCGGAGGUACAUCUACAUCUCCUUCAACUGCUUAUGGAGAUGUCUAAAUAGUUAGUUGGUGAUCUGAUAUGGACUGUUAGUGAUCUAAUGUGGACUGUUUUAGCUCAUUUGUACAAAUUAAUGGACUGUUUUGUGGACUGAACUGUUUUUGUACAAAUUUCUGGACUGUUUUAGCUCAUUUAUGCAAUGUAUUGGGAUGAAUUGU